CUUCCAUGGAAUCCCUUGUAAAGAAAACCUUCAUGAACUCACCAGUCACCACCAUUCCCUUUCUCCUUCUUUCUCUCCUUUUAUUAUUUCUCAUUUUCUUCAAUUUAAUUCUCAACAAUUUAAGGAUCACCACAUUACCCCAUUUAUUUCUCCAUAUUUCUCUGUCUUUCAUCUAUUGUUUUUUUCUUCUUGUCUUUUUCUCCUUACUUGCAUUAUCCUUUCUGGGUAUUAGUUUUCUUGGUAUUCUUUUUUUCUUCAUUUUCACUCAUCCUAACCAUUUUUCUAUGACUCCAUUUUCUUGUUUUUCAAUAAAAAGAGAUUCUUUUUUAUUGGGUCUCUGAGUUUUGGGCUUUUCUUGAUGUUCUGAUUGAACAAGACUAAGUAGCCCCUUUUUGUUCUUUUUCUUGUCAAGAAUUGUCCUUUUUGAAAUUUUGGCUGUUGGGGUUUGUUUGAAAUUCCCAAAAAAAAGAGAAAAAGAAGAAGAAUUAGUAGCAGCAGUAGCUAUGCAUUCUGAUAAGGAGGGUAAAGGGGGAACUGCAACUCCAAUUGCUGAAUCUGAUUCUGAGAUUGAGCAUGAGCCUGGUGAGAAAAAUGUUAGCAGGCAAAUGAGUGAGAGUUCCCUUUACACUACUGAGGAUGAGGAAGAAGAUGAAACUCAUAAUAAGAUUGAGUUGGGACCACAAUGCACUCUCAAAGAACAAUUUGAGAAGGAUAAGGAUGAUGAGAGUUUGAGAAGAUGGAAGGAGCAGCUUCUUGGAAGUGUGGAUAUCAAUGCUGUUGGAGAAUCCCUGGAUCCAGACGUGAAGAUCUUGAGCCUUGAAAUCAAGUCACCUGGUAGACCUGAUAUUGUUCUCCCAAUCCCUGAGGGUGGGAAACCCCAGUGUCCAUGGUUUACACUGAAAGAAGGGAGCAAAUACAGCCUAAAAUUCUCAUUUCUAGUCACCAAUAAUAUAGUGACAGGGCUCAAAUACACAAACACAGUUUGGAAAACUGGUCUCAAAGUUGACAGCACAAAACAAAUGAUUGGGGCCUUCAGUCCUCAAUCAGAGCCUUAUACACAUGAAAUGCCGGAGGAUACUACCCCUUCUGGCAUGUUUGCAAGAGGAUCUUACUCAGCAAGGACAAAGUUCCUUGAUGAUGAUAACAAGUGCUAUUUGGAGAUCAACUACACAUUUGACAUCAAGAAGGAGUGGCUGGCAACAUAAACAAAGAUGUUGCUUGAAUUGUCAAACCAAGACUAUUCCUGUUUUCAUUCUUCGUAAUUUUUGUCCCGUCUUGUCUGAUAGUUUUUUGAGAAGAGGAAAAGAAAAAGAUAACAUUUUGCUGCAGUUGAUUAUUCAAUGAUGUGAAGGAGUUAACUUUAGCAGUUAGGUUCUUACUUAUUGAGUAUCAUUGAAUAAAGUUGAGCUUUGGCUAUGACUGAUUAACAAUGA
Messenger RNA from Solanum tuberosum (potato), 1433 nucleotides. Its product is annotated as rho GDP-dissociation inhibitor 1-like. Gene Ontology annotation, cellular component: cytosol; membrane; cytoplasm. The transcript is spliced from 5 exons. Gene Ontology annotation, molecular function: Rho GDP-dissociation inhibitor activity; protein binding. Lineage: Eukaryota; Viridiplantae; Streptophyta; Magnoliopsida; Solanales; Solanaceae. The record is from RefSeq and is a predicted model, not a curated record. The coding region runs from base 504 to 1205 and encodes 233 amino acids. Gene Ontology annotation, biological process: Rho protein signal transduction.